This is a messenger RNA of Branchiostoma floridae (Florida lancelet), 4413 nucleotides long. RefSeq names its product platelet endothelial aggregation receptor 1-like. Gene Ontology annotation, molecular function: scavenger receptor activity; protein binding. The record is from RefSeq and is a predicted model, not a curated record. The transcript has 14 exons. Lineage: Eukaryota; Metazoa; Chordata; Leptocardii; Amphioxiformes; Branchiostomatidae. Bases 211 to 2592 code for a protein of 793 amino acids.
AAAUAUUCUCAUCCCACCGCGAAGAAAAACACUCAAGCGUCAGACGCUCCAGUUUCUUAAAGGUUUCAGCUUCAACCGAGCUUCGUUGAAAAAUCUUCACUCUUUUAACGGACGAUUUGAAAAAGAUUUUAUCCCGCAGGGUCAAGGUCUUACAGGUCACCGACCUUUGACCUCCGGGAGAAACUUUUUUGGAAGUGGACAAACAUAAUAAUGGUGGAGUCGACGAAAGGGCCGGUCCGAUUCCGUCGGAAUUUUUGCAUUUUCUGGGAGUUUUUAGCCAUUUUCUUGUGGAUUUCUGGUUGGAGCAAGUUGACGACGGCUCAGGAGCUUCAUCCACAUGGAAUAAACGUGUGUGCUUACAGCGAAAGCUAUAUAGGUACCCACAUCACCACCUCACAGAUGACCAGACAGACCCGGACCUGGGACUGGGGAUGUCUGCCUUUUGUCAGAUGUAAAACCAAGACUGUGUACUUCACCAUGUACAGAGUGGGCUACCUGACCAGGUACAGACAGGUGUACAGGUGCUGCCCUGGCUGGCUGCAGGAUGGAGACACCUGUCCUAUACCUACGUGUGAUCCUGACUGUUCAGAACAUGGGACAUGUACUGGAGCAAACUACUGCACCUGUUCUAAUGGAUGGAGGGGUCCGACCUGUGCUGACAGAUGUCCUCCUGGCUACAUGGGAGCAAACUGCGUUGCCACCUGCCCAGCUGGUAAAUAUGGUCAGGACUGUCUGGAGGACUGCAGGUGUCAGCACGGGGCCACCUGCCGCGGCACCGACGGCUUCUGUAACUGUACCGCAGGUUGGAGAGGAGAACACUGUGAUGUGCCCUGUCCUGGAGGUACUGCUGGGUUAGACUGUGAGCUACAGUGUAACUGUUCCCAACAUGGAACCUGCAACCCUUUCACUGGAGACUGUCUCUGUGAUGCCGGUUACCAUGGUGACCUGUGUGAGUCGGAGUGUUCCGAGGGUCGGUACGGACCGGGGUGUCUGUUCAGCUGCCACUGUCCCGGGAACAACUCUGUGUGUCGCACCAGGGACGGGAAGUGUAUGUGUAACCCUGGCUGGCAGGGCGAGAGCUGCACCAUCCAGUGUCCACUUGGUUACUAUGGCGACCAAUGUUCCCAGAAGUGUGGCUGUAACCAUGGCAAUAGCUGUGAUCAUGUGACCGGGAGAUGCCACUGUCCACCGGGGUACACAGGAGACAGUUGUGAAAAUGAAAUUGCGCCAGUCCUGACCGCUGCCAGCACAGCUGACGAUGUUUCCCACGGUAACAUCCUGGUGUUCUACAUCAUCGUUGCCGUGGUGAUGGGAGUUCUGUUGAUCCUGCUGGUCCUGUCUCUAGCUGUGUGCAGGAGGAGGGGGAAGGCCUGCUUCCAUAAAAGGGAGACGAUGCGCAACCCCAUGGAGCUGGAGACGUUGAUGGUUCCCGCGCCGGCGGCGGAAUGUACAGCUGUGAACGAGGAAAACAGGAAAAACAGCUUCACCCAGAGACAGUGCAUGGUCGUCGUGAAAUCAGGUGCUCCCAGGAAGUACACAAAGCUACCCGACCAACAGGCAGGUGUAUCAGGUGCACCCCCCGAUGUCGCAGGUGCUGUAGGUGGUGAGGUGACCUUUGCAGAGGUGGCAGCUGCAGCUAAAGGUACAACUGCACCACAGCAGGCUGCUGCACCAGCUAACCUGUAUGAAGAUGUGGAGGUGCCGUCUGUACCAACCAGCCAGACUACGGUCACGGUCAAGAAACAGCCGUCUUUCUGGCAGAAGCUCUCCCGGAAAGGUACUAGGAACGAUGGGAGGAACGAGGGAAUCCACAACAGAGGAGAGCAAGAUGACACCAUCUAUGAAGACAUCGCGCGAGUGCGGAAGGAAGCAGCAAAGAAGAACAGGAAGUCAGAGAAGAAGAAAAAGAAGGCGAAGUCUGAAUCGAGGGAAAGCUCGGAGCCCAUGUUGCCAACGGCAACGCCGCUACCGACAACACCCGAAAAGAACUUCUAUAUGCCAUUGGUUCAUCAACAAACCCCGCUUCCACGCGUGACGAGUAUAGUGUCGGAGGGCGACCGCACGUCACACAUCUACGCAUACGUGGACUACAGCAAGGCAACAACACCAGCCAGCGGCACGGGAGAUGAGAUACCCGUACCAGCGUCACCUGGGGCGUAUGACUACAUCGGCAAUGUAGCCACACCCUCUAGGGAGAGAAUGACGGGGACCUCCACGGAUGGCGCGGUAAGCGUGGAAGGUGUCGAUACGCAACCUUCGUACGAGAACGUGCCCAAGCCCGCAGACGACGACGGCGUGUUUACAGAGAACGAGUACGUCAACGACGCACUGCCAUACGAAGAGAUGAAUAGCGUCGAUGUUGGUGAUGCCAUGACCGACAACGACGACCAAACGGCGUACGAGACGCCGCGGCCCUUGAGCGAACGAUCAAAUAGUAAUAAGACUCAGUAUGAAGACAUGAGCGGGUCCACACCAAUCCUGGAUAAGAUCUCGAAAGAUGGAAAGGAAGGAACGAAUGAGAAUGAAGAAGGAGGAAUGCCAUAUGAGAAGAUGGGAGGGGGGAGGCUGUCACUGCCAGACAUUCUGCUGUAAAAAAAAGACACCCUGUCAACCCCUCUUGAAAAGUGAACUUGUUGUGCUUCCAACUCCACUGCCAUGUUUGUAUAGAAGAAACUAUAUAUAAGGGGUAUGGGAUUUUGAAUAUUGAGUACUCCUUUUGAAUCAUGAGCAAAGAAAAAAAUUCAUGUGCAGAGAAAUGUAUUAUAAAAAAAAAUGAUCUUGACAUAGUUUUGUCUUUUCUCAUUUUCUCAUUCUGUGAAAAUUUUUUAUGCCAGUAUUAAGUGCUGUAAUGCUAUUAUGUUUGCAUGGAUUUAAUUUCCCGGUAGUGGGAAAAUGGAAUGUUUGCAGUGGUUUUGAAUUUGCGAUAGUGCCAUACUGUGUACCAGUUGCACGAAAAGCCCUUAUCAUAUGAUUCUACCCGAGGUCCCUAUCUACAUGUAGGGAUGUGGUUGCAUUGCAAAGUAUAUUUUGUAUCCUUAUUGCUUGUUGCAGUAUAUAAUGUAUUUAUCACUUUUUUCUAACAUAUUAUUACAGGUGUUCCUACCGUGUAUGUGUACCAAUAUUUUGUUUUAGAAAAAAAGGUAUUAUUUUUUCAGUGUGUAUAUACUAGGAAUCAAUCCAUAGGGAAAGGAAUAACAAAUUGACCAAAUUGAAAUCUUCUGGCUAUUUACUUCCAAAUUACCUUUUGGAAAUACACAUUUUUUUCUCAUGAAUCAUGUCCAAGUGGCGCAAGCGGUAAUGCAACCCCACUGCUUGGCCGUCUGGCGUGCUUGUCUGAACACGCGAGAAAGCAAAGCUGCAUCGCGUAGCAAAGCCGCACCGCUUACUGGCAAAAAACAGCAUACUUUGUCCUCCGUUUGAGAUUCAACUGCUUACACUAUCAAUGUCUAGUUGUACAUAUACAUUAAAUAUUCUUGAUAUGAUGGGAUAAAUCUUUUGUACAGUGAAGUAACUUUCAAUAUCAAUUUGAUACUUGUCAAUAAUGUAAAUUUUAUCAAUAAUAUUGUAGCGUUGAUAACUCAGUGCUACCUUAAGUUUGCUACAACAAUUUAUAUGGAAAAGAUAAGUGAAUGUCCAAAUCUUUUAUUGAAUUUUUUUUCCUGCGAUACUUUCUUGUAUCUUACAGUCUCUUGUAUCUUAACUGUAGUUACCUAAAAGUUCUGUAUGUGAAAUUAUUUGUAUUGCAGGACAGCCUUGAAAAAGUAUGUUUUGUUUCAAGCAUAAUUGCUAAUGGGACCUAAACAUUUGAGUCAUUAAAAUUCAAAACAAGAUUCAAAUAGCGAUUCAAAUUUUCCUACAGAUUUCUUGUAUUUCACACUCAGACUAAAGUAAAACAGCUAAUGUAAGAACAUUUGCUAAGUUUUUUGAUAUUGUGUUUGUACAAUGUUGAAAAUAACAUUUGAAGAAAACUUCAGACUGUUAUAAUAAUAUGAUUUGUAACUCUAACAGUUAAGGCCUACGGAAAAACCUGAAUGAUUCUAGCUCACCUCAUUUGCUACAUUGUUUCCAUAUGUGUACUAGUUGCUGGCAACAAUAACAAUACAUUAAUAAUAACCUCUGCUUUGGAUCAAUCCUCUGCCAUCACAUUUAUAUUCUUAAACCCUAGUAGCAUGCUAUGGCAACUUUUGUGAGGUAAUGGUACAAAGAAGAUGUGAUGUGUGGGUUAACAGAUUCGUUUUUGUAACAGGUUUUAUAUAUCAAGUUUAUUAAUUGAAUGUCUCAUGUUGACAUGUAACGUUACAUUACAAGUAUACCCUUUGCAAAAAUAACAGAAGAAUAAAAGUGGCCUUUCUAAAGUGAUUAACUGCUGGACAGUCCAUAACGGUACUCAAUAAACAUUAUUUCUAAUUCAAA